AUGAUUGACUACGAGCGUCCCUCUCCAUUAGGCUUCGGGCAGGCUGGGAGGAGUGUGUUGGUUCCUGAGCUCCCGGCACACAUACAUACACACACACUGACGGCCAUGCCUCAAAGAUACUCCCACCAGAGGAGGAAAGCCAGCACAGCGGCUGUGAGGAGGAUGGAGAGGAGACGCAGGGAACAGGGGAAAAGCAACAGCAACAACCCAACUAGCAGCCACAACUACCGCUCCAAGAAGCUGGCCAUGCUCUCCAGGUCCCUGAUCCUGUGUCACUCCAAGACUAAUGAUGACGGCGUGGAAGAGAUGAAUGCUAGGGACAUGGCAGAUGGGUGCAGGACGCAGGGUUCAAGCUGGAGGACAGAUGUGACAGCUGGGGUUCAAACAGGGUACAUAGAUACAGAGAAUGGACACUGUAGGACGACCCAGCUAUCAGACCUGGAAAAAAGAGGAGAGAGCAAAGCAGAACAUCACCUCAAUCAUACCAACACACUCAGGGAGAAUAAACGAAGCACGAGGCGAUCCUUCAGCAUCAAGGACAGCAGUAUUUGGAGGAUGUGUGUAGCCACAGGGCCUGCUGAGGACGUAUGUGGACCACAAAUGGCAGAUAACAGUGGGACACAGAACAAAGACACUAAUGUGGAGCCAGGGAGGACUGGAGGGAACCUACACAGAGGCUGCAGCUUGCCGAGCCCAGACAAGCUGGCACCCUUUAACGGACACUUUCUAAGUGGCAGUGCUUGGAUGGAAGGGGAGCCAGUGAGGAGUGUUCACAUUAAACCCUACAGUGAGGACAUUUCUACACAUGAAGACCAUGUCCAUUCACUGACUAAGAGCCAACAGCACCCGGCUCUCAUUUCCCCAUCAGACCCAAAAUCAUUGCCUGGGUACACAGAUGAAGAACUUGUAGCCAACAACAACCCCCUCAAGUUACCCAUCCCAGAGGUUAAUGAGGAGAAAUGCUGGGGAACAGAGAAGAAUGAGCAGAGCCCACCAGGACAAACAGCCAGCAACAUGACUCGGCCAAAUUCAACCUGUGUCCAGCCAUACUGGAUCGGGGAUUUGGACAGCAUCAUCAUGAAGACCCCGGAGCUGUACAGCUAUCAUCCUCAUGGGAGUAGUGGAAUAUAUGGAAACAGGAAGUCUUUAUCCCAGCAGCUGGAGUUUCCUCACACCACCACACAGCCUGUGCACCGUCCCUCCCGCUCUCUCAGCUCUGCCCAGCUGGUACACUCCUGCAGCAACGUGCAACAAGCCUUCAUUAUCUGUAAUAUAGUGCUGAUGAAGGGCCACGGCAAGGGUCUUGGAUUCAGUAUUGUGGGCGGGAGGGACAGCAUGUAUGGACCAAUGGGAAUCUAUGUGAAAACCAUUUUCCGUGGAGGAGCAGCCGCUGCUGAUGGAAGGCUUCAGGAGGGUGAUGAGAUCCUGGAGCUGAAUGGAGAGUCUCUUCCUGGUUUGACUCAUGAUGAGGCCCUGCACAAGUUCAAACAAAUUAAAAAGGGUAUGCUGUCUCUCGUGGUGAGGACCAGCCUACGUGUCGGGGCCCUGUGUGGUCAAGCGCAGGUGGCUCAGCUGUGCAGGUCGCGCUCCCUGAGCUCCACCACUGGCAUGGCCAGGGUCAGUGCUGACAUGGGAGACUUCAACUACCUCAACAACACCUGCAGCAACACACUGAGUGUCCCCGGUCAGCCUGCUAAACCCAGGGACCGCAUCAUGAUGGAGAUCAUCCUGCACAAAGAGGCUGGUGUUGGUCUGGGUAUUGGACUUUGCUGUGUUCCAUCUGGUGAUGGAUGUCCAGGGAUCUACAUCCACACCCUCUCUCCUGGAUCUGUAGCACACAUGGAUGGUCGACUCCGGUGCGGAGAUGAGAUCAUGGAGAUCAACGACACUGUGGUUUACAACAUGGCGCUGAAUGACGUCUACACAGUCCUGAGCCAAUGCACACCAGGUCCAGUCCACAUCAUCAUCAGUCGCCACCCCGACCCCAAAGUAUCAGAGCAGCAACUGACUGAUGCCAUCACUCUAGCAGUGGAAAGCAGCAAACUGAGGAAGGAUAAGAGCCAGUGGAGUAUUGAUGGGCUGCGCAGACUGGAGUCUUGCUCUCACAGUCGGCAGAGGUGUGAGCAUUGUCUAGAGAGGAGUUUCAGUCAGGUGACGGUUCGACGAGCACAGAAGACCAUGACCCGCUCCUGUAGUGAUAACACCAACAGCCACCACUACAACCGCUGUCUCAACAUGCACAACCUUCACAACACACACCAUCAGCCAUCAUCACGUGUCCACAGCCUGGACACACCGAAGUCUGUAACAGACACGUGGUUGGACAACAGACUGUCUGUGCCCAUGUAUCCUGAAGAGGACUAUAAUAUCCCAUACAACUCUCCUCCUGCCAAUAACUCCAGUCAGCAGGCCCUGGAUCUGGCCUUCAGGGGCAGCAAGUCUAACUGCAGCAUGCGUGCUAUUCCACGUCGGUACUGUUGGCCUCAGGAUGUGACCAGCGAGGAGGGCUACAAUGGAGACUCCAGUGGUUCUAGUCGAGGAUCUCCAGUUAGAGACGAAGGACUGGAGUAUUCAUCACACACCAGCUGCCAGCUCUUCAGCAGUAUAUACAAAGCCUUGCAAAAGAUCCUGAGGUUACUCUUCAGGAAUCAGGAAGGAGAGCGAAUAAGAGAACAGUUAGAGGGGAGCAAAGACGACUUCACUCAUUCAGACACUGCUGCCUGCACCGACGACAGUCAACACAUAGAGGAUUCAUCAGCAGUGCUCUGCUCAGAGCCAAAACGAGGAGCUCUGAGGAGGCAGGCUCGUAUUGAACAACGCUCCCAAGAGCAGCUUCAGGAUCCUUGGAUUCGCCUUUCAGACACAUCCCCUGAAAAACUGUCCGAGACCCACUGCCAACACCUAGCUGACCGCACAAGGGCCAUCGACCUCAAGUCUUCCACCAUGAGCGAUGAAGAGAGCCCCGCUAAGCUCAAUGGUACAAUCACAGAUGUGACUUCAGAUCCUCAGUCCAAUAUGACCCCUGAAAACACAUGUGAAACUCCAGAAUCAAAGAGGGGGCCCCCGGUGGCACCCAAGCCCACCUGGUUUCGCCAGAGUCUGAGGAAAAUUCGAGAUGAGAAGGACCAGAAGAAGCAGGUUAAACCCGCAGAGCAGAGGCCUGCUGUGGGUUUCAGCAGAAGCUUUGCAAUCAGAUCUGCCUCAUCUGCAGUGUCAAUCAAACAAAAGAUCCACUCAUUUGAGACUUUUUCCAGUCCAGAGAGUCCAGAAAAGGGGGGGCAUAGGAGGCCUGUGUCACCUUCCAGCUCCCUUCCUCUGAUGGAGAAGGAGGCCCGGAGGGACCAUGCCUCACUUGAAGACUUUGGGAACCGCAAACAUGGAAUCACCAAAGAGAUCCAGUCAAACCAAACUACAUGUGUUCAGGAGACAGAACACACUGUCUCCACGUCCCCCUCUGCUGUCACCUCCUCCUCUUCUCAAGCUUGUCUUCAAACAACAGAAAAGUCCUGGGAAGAUGAAUCUCCCUCUGUCCAGACAGAGACAGAUCUCCCACUCAUUGACUCCAUCAGCACUGAUCUGGACCCGGGGAUGAAUGAUUCACAUUCCCCACCAGCUCAUGAUGACAGCAAUGUCUCACCAUCCAAACAGUUGUCUGAGCUAGAGAGAGUGGAUCUCAGCGAUGUCCUAACCCCGGUGACACCCAUUAGAUCCAAUCAAGAAGAUGGGGAAAGUCCUCCAGAGGGUACGGAGGGGGGUGCAGCACUGACCCAAGAAAAAAAGCUGAGCACAAGUCUGAGUGCUGGUCUCCCUACAGACAGUACCUCCUUGAGAGGCCUGGAGGCAGAGAAUUUAGGAAAAAUUCUCGCCUUCAGUAACCAGGUUUCACAAGCAUUGAUGCGUUCUCUUCCCAUGUACACCGGCUCUAGUGACCCUCGCUCCCCAAACCUGCAGGACCCCUCAUCAGUGGAUACUACAAACCCUGGGUGUGAUAUUGCUCCUGCAGUGGACAGCAGCGACAGAGGCUUCUCUGUCAGCUUGGCCACACUGAGAGAGUGCACCAUUGAGCGAGAGGAGGGGGGAUCUCAUGUUGAAGCAGGAGUCACUUCUGCUUCUGCUCAUACCGUCAUCUCAGCCAUCUCUUCCCAGGAAAUACAGAGGAUGAUCCAGGAAGUCACAAUUCUGGAUCAAGAGACGCUGAAGCAACUGGUGGACAUCCAUGUUGUGAUUCUACAUAAAGAGGAGGGAGAAGGUCUGGGAUUCAGCAUCGCUGGCGGCUGUGACCUGGAGACCAAAGCUCUGACAGUACACAAAGUGUUUCCAAGCGGCCUGGCGGCUCAGGAGGGCACCAUUCAGAAAGGAGAUGAGGUGUUGUCCAUAAACGGACAAACACUGCAGGGCGUCACACAUGCCGAGGCCACCGCUGCUAUGCGUCAGGCCCGGAAUCUGAAGUUGGCUGUGGUGGUCAUUUGCAAGAGAGCAGAGGAGGGAGGCAGAGAGGGGGGAGGCUGCAAGAGCGAAGAACCGAACCCUUCAGUGGAGGAGCAGAAGGCUCCGGUGAGGGUGGAGCUGGACAAAGGAGCUGGAGGAGUUGGUUUUACUCUGGAGGGAGGAAAAGGCUCGAUCCAUGGAGACAGGCCUUUAGUCAUCAACAGGAUCUUUACAGGUGGAGCUGCAGAGCAGAGCAGUCUGCAGUGUGGAGAUGAACUGCUGCAGGUGCAGGGAGGCAGUCUGCAGGACAUGACAAGGUUCGAGGCCUGGAACAUGAUCAAGGCUUUACCCGAGGGACCAAUCACAUUGGUCAUCAGGAGGCGAGAGCAACAGGGAGCGCCAGAAUGAGACAAACUGUGGCUGCAGAGAGCUGCUCGAAAAGGAUAAGAAAACAUCGGAACUUGGGACACACCAAUGUUGGCCUUCUAACAAACUCCUAGAAAUCAGGUAUAAAUGUGGUCCACCUUUAUUUUUGUGUUAAGAGUUUUACUUUUUACCUUCAGUAGACAAUCACUUGAUGAUAGCUCGGAGCCUGGCCAGUGUCAUGCUCGCAAGUAAAUAAAUUAGGUGCACAACACAAUGACUUACUGCAUGAAAUCCAAACAGCUCAUUUAGAUCAGACCGCCAAUGUUAUUAUUAGGGCUCACUGUGUUAGGCUACACUGUGGUGAAUGUGUAGCUUCUUGCUUGAUUGCACUCUAUGCUGGCCAGUAUAGUAUUUCUGAAACAACAUCCAAUGUUGCAUCACAACUGCACAAAAACUGCACUGUCAGGACUAAGUAAAUAGAUGUGAUGAUAACACACAAUAUCAAAUGAAGGAAUCCCUUUACAGAUCCAAACACAGCUGGUAGCCUCCACUCUUGGGAUGCUCCUAAGUGACAACACCCAAGUGAACACAACAAACGUCAGCUUUAGUUCCUACUGCUGCAGCAACGUGACACUGUGUAAUUGAAAGAUUAGAUUCAUCAGUUGUCCUAUCAUUACACAUAAACAUGUUUGAGGCUAUUGAUGCCAUGUCCUGCAUCGUGUAAACAAGUUAAAUCAUUCCAGAGCACAACACUUUGUAUUAUUGAUUCAAAAGUCAUGAUUUAUCUUUACGCCUAAAAUGUAGGAGACUAAAAGGCUGUUUAUUUACUCAUGUUCACAAGAUGGUGACAACUUUUUUCUUAAUAUACAGUAUGAUACAUUAGAGUCAGCCAAAAGUAUGACAAAGAGGUGACAGUAUCUGAUCUGUCCAUCACAGUAUUAAUUAACAAGCUACCGAUCAGGCCUAACCAGCCGCCUCUGUCAUCUGCUUCAUAUUUCUGUCUGAUUAGGAGAUAAAUACAGGAGAAAGUCUGUGCUGCUGUUGUACUGAUGAAAAUGGACAUGCCAUUCAUUAGGUCUCGUCCUUAUUGUUGUCUUUAAUUAAAGAAAUAACAAAUAUGUUAUCAAACAUAUUAAGAGAAUCGUACAGAUUGAAAAUGUUUCUUUUUUCUGCAGUGGUACUGUAUGUAGGGGAGAGCGGGGUAAUGUGAGAAAUUUUUUACAUUUGCUAACCUCUAGGCGAGCUAAAAUUAUAUAUCAGUAAAAUGUACACAUUUUCCAUUAUUUCAGGAUGUUUCCUAGCAAUGGAAAUGAUCAGAAUGUCUUCACGACAAAGGGCAGUGAAAAUAUGAUUGAGCUACGGGGUAAAGUGAGACAGACCAGAGAAAUCAAGGGGGUAAAGCAAUCCACUUACUUAUUCCAAUUUAAAACUACCAUAACAACACAUGUUGUAAUAGUUAAAAUCCUGACAGCUAGAGUGACAACCACACAUUCCAAAACUAAUAUCGGACUAGUAACCGAAUCAUGGGGAUUGGUCAAUUAAGCACAUUAUGAUUAUUAUGAUUCAUGUGAUCUCUCAUGUGCACACCCUAGCUUACCUGCAUAUUGUUUCUCUGUCCAAUUGGCAGGGACAGGGAUAUUGUUUUUCUCUGCGUAUUCAAAUGCCAGUUCACAGCACUUAACUGGAGCAAGGCCAUGGAUAUGGUCAGCUAGUUGUUUCAAGUGUUUGGCAAGCUCCUCCUCCAUCUCAUCUGUGAAUAUUCUCUUUACCUCAGCUACUGCACCCCAGGCUACUGAUUUUACUUACCUUUUCUCUUUUUUCUUUAUGAAUCUUUUGAGGGUUUUCUUGUCAAUAUUUCUAUCCCUUCCAGCUUUUCUUAAGGACUUAUAUCCUUGCAUGACCUCAGCGGCUGCACUCUCCAUCUCUGCGAGGGGUGUUUGGCCCCAUUUUUGUGAAAAAACAUACUUUCCACUCCACCAGCACCAACUUCUCCUUCAUGGCACGGGGGAUUGGGAGGGGCUUGAAAACAUAAUUGUCACAUGACCAAAAAUGUGUUCCGUUGCUUAGAUACAGGGGGUGUCUCACAUUACCCGAUGUCUCACAUUACCCCGCUCUCCUUUAUGAUGAAGCUCUGUGGAGCGUUUUUUUUGAUUCAGUACCUCAGUUUGACAGCCAUUUACAAAAUGAUGAGUCAGACCAAACUCAGCAGGAAAGUUUCAGUUGUGUGUCUGUGUUCAGUCCUCAGUGCUCAUUGAUGCACAGGGAAAAAAUAUUUGAAUUGACUCAAUCUCCUCUGUGUUCAUUGAAUGUAUUCAUGAUCCACAAUAAAAAAAAGUGCACAAUAUUCAGACUGAUGCUGUGAGCAAGUGAUCAAUGGGUUGAGAGUGCAGAGCAAGGACUUUGACAGAUGUCAAGUUUUUGUUUCUUUUCUCAGAGGAAUGUAUUCAUGGCAAUGGUAAAAACUAUUUUUCUAUAAAUUGUAAGUGUUGUCCAUGCAACAUUUCUCCAUGCUUAAAAUUAACCCAUUGUUCAGUCAGGACUGAUACACAAACAUGAUGCCUUAAUGUGUACGUAUGCAAGCCAUGAGAAACCAAAGAUCGCUAUUUACAAAGGUGAUAUUUAUAGAUGAGUCAUAUCUGCGAUAACAAAUUAAAAAUAAGUUGUAUACAUUUCACAACGUUUCCUUUUCUGUUGGCAUAUUAAAUGGUUUCACAAGUG
Platichthys flesus (European flounder) is the source of this 7512-nucleotide messenger RNA. It is a transcript of the gene il16, whose product is annotated as interleukin 16. Lineage: Eukaryota; Metazoa; Chordata; Actinopteri; Pleuronectiformes; Pleuronectidae. Gene Ontology annotation, molecular function: cytokine activity; CD4 receptor binding. The transcript has 27 exons. Bases 1 to 4836 code for a protein of 1611 amino acids. Gene Ontology annotation, biological process: induction of positive chemotaxis; leukocyte chemotaxis. The record is from RefSeq and is a predicted model, not a curated record.